Phytophthora nicotianae INRA-310 is the source of this 3279-nucleotide messenger RNA. RefSeq lists its product as hypothetical. Gene Ontology annotation, molecular function: ABC-type transporter activity; ATP binding; ATP hydrolysis activity. Gene Ontology annotation, cellular component: membrane. NCBI's taxonomy places the organism in Eukaryota, Oomycota, Peronosporomycetes, Peronosporales, Peronosporaceae. Gene Ontology annotation, biological process: transmembrane transport. Bases 1 to 3192 code for a protein of 1063 amino acids. The record is from RefSeq and is a predicted model, not a curated record. The transcript is spliced from 2 exons.
AUGAACGAACAAGGCGGAGGAAAGCCACUCGCCCCAGCGAUCGGGUACGACGAUGGCAAAACUCUGAUGGCUCGAGGACCAUUGGCACUACACGAGCAUGUGGCUUCACGCUUGGAGACGUCGUUGGGCAAGGCUCUGCCUCAGAUGGAGGUGCGUUUCAAGGACGUAUCCAUCUCAGCGGACAUCGUGGUCAAGGACGCGAGUGACCUGGAGGUUCAGCUACCCACACUGCCGAACGAGAUGAUGAAGACUCUUCAUGGUUUGGUCGCCAAGAAACACACAGUGACCAAGCGUAUCUUGAGAGGUGUGAGUGGCGUACUGAAACCAGGAACCAUCACGCUUGUUCUGGGUCAGCCUGGGUCGGGCAAGUCGUCGUUGAUGAAGCUACUCAGUGGACGCUUCCCGAAGGACAAGAGCGUCUCGGUCGAAGGGGAGGUGACAUACAAUGGCACGUCGGCGGACGAGUUACACAAGCGACUGCCCCAGUUGGUGUCGUAUGUACCACAACGUGACAAACACUACCCCGAACUGACUGUGAAGGAGACGCUGGCGUUCGCCCAUGCUGCGUGUGGUGGGGAACUGUCCGAACAUGAUGCGAGUCACUUGAUCCCGACGGUGAUGGCUGCGCGUGAGGUUUUCUACAAGCAACGAGGUGCCAACUUCUUCCGGACAGCGUCGUACGUGCUAUCCAACUCGGUGGUCCAACUACCAGCUAUCAUCCUGGAGACGGUGGUGUUCAGUGCGAUUGUGUACUGGAUGUGUGGCUUCUUGAGUUCGUUCUGGAACUUCUUCGUCUUCGUGGUGAUACUCUGUCUGAUUAACGCGGCACUUGCCGCGUUUUUCUUCUUCCUGGCUUCGGCGUCGCCAAAUCUGAAUGUGGCCAAUCCACUUUCCAGUGUUUCUAUCGUGUUUUUUGUGAUGUUUGCCGGCUACACGAUCACAAAAGACCAAAUUCCGGACUACCUCAUUUGGAUGUACUGGAUCAAUCCAACCUCUUGGGGUAUACGCGCGCUGGGAAUCAAUCAGUACAUCAACUCACACUUUGACAAAUGUGUGUACAAUGGGUUUGACUACUGUGCUCAGUAUGGGAUGACGAUGGGAGAGUACUCACUCAGUACGUAUGAGGUGCCGUCGGACAAAUUCUGGCUUUGGUACGGGAUGGUCUUCAUGGCUGCAACGUACGUGCUCUUCUUGUUCUUGUCGUGUAUCGCUCUGGAGUACCAUCGCUUCGAGCGUCCAGAAAAUGUUGUACUUACAAAUGAGACCAAACCAGACGCCGCAGAAGGCUACAUCAUUGCUAAAACACCGCGACAGUCACAGAAACAGCGUGAAUCAGUGAUCUCGGUCGACCACGCAAGAGAAAAAUACUUUGUACCGGUCACGGUGGCGUUCAAGGACUUGUGGUACACUGUUCCCGACCCGACCAACCCGAAGCAAACCAUCGACUUGCUCAAGGGCAUCACCGGAUACGCUUUACCAGGCACGAUUACAGCUCUCAUGGGGUCGUCUGGAGCAGGCAAGACGACAUUGAUGGACGUGAUUGCAGGACGAAAGACUGGCGGGCAGAUUCGGGGGCAGAUCCUGCUGAACAGCCAUCCUGCCACAGAUCUGGCUAUUCGACGCUCCACGGGCUACUGCGAGCAGAUGGACAUCCACUCGGAGUCUUCUACUAUCCGUGAAGCCUUGACAUUCAGUGCUUUCUUGCGUCAAGGAGCGGAUGUUCCAGACAGUCACAAGUACGAUUCGGUGAACGAGUGUUUGGAUCUUCUAGAUCUAAAUCUGAUCGCUGACCAGAUCAUCCGUGGCAGCUCCGUGGAGCAGAUGAAGAGACUGACGAUCGGUGUGGAACUCGCUGCGCAGCCAAGUGUCUUGUUCUUGGACGAACCGACGAGUGGGUUGGAUGCUCGAUCGGCCAAGUUGAUCAUGGACGGUGUACGUAAAGUGGCGGAUACUGGACGUACCAUCGUGUGUACGAUUCACCAGCCAUCUUCCGAGGUUUUCAGCGUCUUCGACAGUCUGUUGCUGUUGAAGCGUGGUGGAGAGACGGUCUUUGCUGGUGAACUAGGCGACAACGCACGUGAAAUGAUCGAGUACUUUGAGUCGAAUGAUGGCGUGGCAAAGCUCGAGACCGACUACAACCCAGCCACGUGGAUGUUGGAAGUGAUCGGUGCUGGCGUUGGUAACAGCAACGGAGACAAGACGGACUUCGUGGAGAUCUUCAAAGCCAGCGCCCACUUCGAGCGUCUCCAGUCGAGUCUAGACCAAGAAGGUGUGACUCGACCGUCACCGUCUUUGCCUGCACUGGAGUUCAGCGACAAACGCGCAGCAUCGGAGCUCACCCAAGCGAAGUUCCUGUUGAAACGCUUCUGUGAUCUCUACUGGCGAACGGCUUCGUUCAACUUGACACGGUAUGCCAUUUCAUUGGGACUGGGAUUACUCUUCGGCAUCUCAUACGCUGGAGCAGAGUACAAGUCGUACUCCGGAGUGAAUUCCGGACUGGGAAUGAUAUACUUGGCUGUGGGGUUCAUCGGUUUGGUGUCUUUCAACGGCUUGAUCCCAGUUGUUGCUGAAGAACGCGCCGUGUUCUACCGUGAGCGGGCAUCACAGACGUACAAUACGUUGUGGUACUUCGUCGGUUUGAGUGUCAUGGAGAUCCCAUUCGUCUUCGCAGCAGUGUUGCUGUUCCUGAUGCCGUUCUUUCCCCUCGUGGGCUUCACCGGAGUGGGUGCCUUCUUCACGUGCUGGCUGGUGUUGUCGCUGCAUGUACUGCAUCAAGCGUACAUGGCGGAGCUUCUUGUUUUCUUGCUGCCGAACUUGGAAGUUGCAGAGAUCGUGGGCGUCUUGGUGACUCUAAUUUCGUACUUGUUUUCGGGUUUCAGUCCUCCGGCUUCGACACUACCGUCGGCGACGGUGUGGCUCUACGAUAUCACACCCAUGACGUACAGCAUGGCAGCUUUUUCCACGGUCGUGUUUGGCGCCUGCAACAAUGAAGGAAAUCUCGGGUGUACAGAAAUGACAAAUGUGCCACCGUCACUUCCGGACGGGAUCACUGUGCAGCAAUAUCUGGAGAAAAACUUCUUGAUGAAGCACAGCGAGGUAUGGAGGAAUUGCGGGAUCCUGGUCGGAUUCGUGCUGAUCUUCUGUAUGUGCACGCUGUUGGCCAUGCGCUUCGUCAACUACCAGAAGAGAUAGAACUAUACUCAGCGCUUUUUUCAUCAUUCAAAUGGGUAAUACCCUUUAUAUUCUGAUACCAAAACUUCUAAUUUAGUUUUGGUUCAC